CAGAAAGUUCAGAACAGGGAUGAUUUUCUGCUUAAUAGGCAGUUUAAACUCUUCACCACUCACAGCACAUUCAAAGGCAGUGGAUCCCUUCAGCGUUAUUUGUGCUUUAAAAGAUAAAAAAUGGGAAGGAGGUGUGGUGUGGGAGUCUGAUCACAUGAUGAUGAGGAGGAGGAGUAACUGGGUGCAGGAAGUCGAAACUGCAAAGAAACAAUUACUCUGGUUCCAGAAGGUAUCUGAAAGGAACUGCAUCAAAAUAGUGCCACAAAGCGUAGCACCAUCAACACAGAGAUGACCAACUUUGUAAGCAGCAAUGGAACCGAUCUAACUAUCGGCUUUACCUCUUCUGCAGUAGCUGUCUUCUUAUUUGGGACAAACUUUGUACCUGUUAAGAAAUUUGACACUGGUGAUGGAAUGUUCUUCCAGUGGAUUCUCUGUGCUGCAAUAUGGAUAGUUUCUUUGGUGGUCAACCUUAUCCAAAAAUGUCCCCAGUUCUGGCCUCUGGCUAUGCUUGGGGGGGUUGUAUGGGCUACAGGUAAUAUUACUGUUGUCCCCAUUCUUAAAACCAUUGGCUUAGGUCUUGGGCUCUUAAUCUGGGCUUCUUUUAAUUUGCUAACUGGCUGGGCAAGUUCAAGGUUCGGUUGGUUCGGAAUUGAUCCAGAAGAGGUAUCAAAACCCACCUUAAAUUACAUUGGAGCUACACUUUCACUGUUAAGUGUGAUCAUAUUUCUUUUUGUAAAAAGUGAAAUUCCAAGUUCUUUAGCUUCAUCAGAAGCUAGGCCUUUAUUGGACGAGGCACCAAUCAACUAUUCUGUAAACACCAGUUCUGAUACAUCAUGGGUGGACAAAUUUUCUCCAAAGGGAAAAAGAAUGAUAGGCUGUAGCCUAGCAGUAGUAGCUGGAAUACUGUAUGGUUCCAGUUUUGUGCCAGUGCUUUAUAUCAAGGAUCAUGGCAGAAGAAAUGGAACUAUAUACACAGGAGCAAGUCAAUACGAUUUAGACUAUGUCUUUGCACACUUUAGUGGAAUCUUCCUUACAAGUACCAUCUACUUUCUGAUCUACUGUAUGGUCAUGAAAAAUAAACCUAAAGUUUACCCUGAAGCUAUAUUACCAGGAUUUACGUCUGGUAUACUUUGGGCAAUAGCCAAUUGCUGUUGGUUCAUAGCCAAUCACUACCUCAGUGCUGUGGUCAGCUUUCCAAUAAUUACUGCUGGCCCUGGAUUUGUAGCUGCAAUGUGGGGAGUCCUGGUAUUCAAAGAGAUAACGGGAUGGAAAAACUAUUUCUUACUCAUAGUAGCAUUCAUUAUCAUUUUAGCUGGCUCACUCUGCACAGCUUUUUCUAAAGUUUAAAGUGAUUGCAGAGACCAGCAGAUGGUGCUAUUGUCUAAUAAAAUACAUUGUGGAGAAGAUUACACCUCUAUCAUUUUUAAAAGGACUAUUUAUUGUGACAAUGAAGGUAAAUUAAGCAAAUAUUCAUAUUCAGGAAAUUUUAUCCCAAUGGAACCAUUUUUUUCAUACCUGAAGCAAGCUUUGGAUAAUAUAAGAAAAAAACUUUUCAAUGUACUCUUCUAGAAGAUAAGCGUUGGCCUUCGUAAUGGCAAGAACAAAAACUGAAAUCAAAGGGCUGUCAUUAUUUAGAAUUAUUUAAAUGCUAAAAAUUUUUAUUUUAUAAUUUACUGGUUUUCUGGUAGUGUGGUACCUAAAUAAGUUCUCACAGAAUCAUCAUAAGUUUAAUUCACUUUUGUAGGUGAAGGAUAAAGGGAAUAUGAAUGCUAAGCACUUAAUAUUUUACUGAAUUGCUAAAAAAAAUUAACAUAUGGCUUCUUAUUUUCCUGAGAAUUUAUCCUUUUGGAAUAUCCUUGUUUACACUAAGAUAAAAAGACAUGCCAGUAAAAGCUCACUGAAGCAUUGUUUUUCUUUAAAGGGCAACUAUCUAUAAAAAUUUGUUUUACACAAAAAUGUUAUCUGCCUUCUACUUUAUCAUUUAGAAUGUGAAAGCUUUUUUAUUGUUGUUAUGAAUCACAAAUGAUUGUUUAUAAUCAUUCAGUUUUGUUCAGAAAGGCAUUCAUUCAUGGUUUUGUUCAAAUUAUGCAAAUAUUCUGUAUCAGAGGCAUGAUUUCUGUGGCAUUUUUUUCUACAAUCUAUUGAGGGUUAUUGGGAGGAACUAUGCAAAUAAGCAUUUCAUUCUGUCAUUAGGACUGUUACAAUGCAAAUUAAAAAUAUAGUGAAAAGGUUGUUGCCAG
This is a messenger RNA of Gavialis gangeticus (Gharial), 2240 nucleotides long. RefSeq names its product transmembrane protein 144 (gene TMEM144). The transcript is spliced from 12 exons. Lineage: Eukaryota; Metazoa; Chordata; Crocodylia; Gavialidae. Gene Ontology annotation, biological process: carbohydrate transmembrane transport. Gene Ontology annotation, molecular function: carbohydrate transmembrane transporter activity. The record is from RefSeq and is a predicted model, not a curated record. Bases 289 to 1347 code for a protein of 352 amino acids. Gene Ontology annotation, cellular component: membrane.